Molecule: messenger RNA, 300 nt
Organism: Blepharisma stoltei
Lineage: Eukaryota; Ciliophora; Heterotrichea; Heterotrichida; Blepharismidae
Source: the annotation of a GenBank genome assembly
AUGAGCCCAUAUCAAAUCUACUUGCAGACUCGAAUUACAUCAUUGAAUUUAUUUAGGCCUUUUUUGUCGAAGAAAUUAUUAUUGAAUAAUCAAGAAUUCGAAUUCUUAUGCAGAAGCUCUUACAAAAGCACGAAUCAAUCUAGAAGAAAGAAUAAUAUGGUACUAAUUACUUCUCAAAAGCUUAAGAAAUGUUUUGGGAUAGUAACUAUGAUUGGUCCAAUAAAAUCUUUCAAAAAACAGAAAAUUAUCUACAGUCUCUCUUUACCAAAAUCAGGAAAUAUAUGAAGUUAUGACAUCUAG